Messenger RNA from Contarinia nasturtii (swede midge), 2524 nucleotides. Its product is annotated as zinc finger protein 236-like. Lineage: Eukaryota; Metazoa; Arthropoda; Insecta; Diptera; Cecidomyiidae. Gene Ontology annotation, molecular function: RNA polymerase II transcription regulatory region sequence-specific DNA binding; DNA-binding transcription factor activity, RNA polymerase II-specific. Gene Ontology annotation, cellular component: nucleus. The transcript has 4 exons. Gene Ontology annotation, biological process: embryonic pattern specification; embryo development; embryonic hindgut morphogenesis. The record is from RefSeq and is a predicted model, not a curated record. Bases 116 to 2182 code for a protein of 688 amino acids.
AUUUUUCGUCUGCUUGGUAAAUAAUAUCGAAUCAAAAAGUGGUCUUCAAGUAUUUCUCCAUCGCCGUUAAAAGAAAAACCAACAUUUUCCAAUAUCACCAAUAUCACCCUACAAAAUGGAACUUUUAAGACAGCAACCAUUGCAACCAGUGGCAUUCAACCCAUUACACCAUCAAUUGUCUGCUCUAAGUAUGCAUCACCAGCAACAACAUCAUUUGUGGUUGCAAUCACAAGCGCAAUCACCAAUGAAUGUGCAAAGUUUCACGCACGUAUAUCCUGUAAUGCCAAAUCAUUCUGGUAUGAUGGACCAAUGGAUUCGUAAGGUGGCGUUCCAUCAGCAGCAGCAACAACAGCAAAUUGCACAUCACGCCGACCGCCGUAUGCCACAACAAGCACCUAUCCGAAUGGGCCCCGUUAAGAUGGUCGGCCCGAAUGGAAAACGACCGAAGAAACAAUUCAUUUGCCGUUUCUGUAAUCGUGAGUUCAGCAAGACUUGGAACCUGAAAAUCCAUGAACUAACACAUACCAAUGAAAGACCAUUUCCGUGCGAUAUUUGUGGCAAAGCCUUCAGAAGAAAAGACCAUUUACGUGAUCACAAACACAUUCACUCGAAGGACAAGCCAUUCAAAUGCAACGAUUGUGGCAAAAGUUUCUGCCAAUCGCGAACGCUGGCGGUUCAUCGUGCAACACACUCCGAAGACAAUGGCAUAGCUUGCCAACAAAUUCUCAGACAGCAAUCGGAAUCAAUAGAGAACAUUCAAAGUAGCACACAUGCCGACACAGAAGCUGCACCAAAAUCGAUGAAAACAAUAGCCGCUUCUGAUCUUGAUUUAGUAUACAAUAUUAUGGAAACCGAAACGCCAUCAAAUAGCAGCGUAAAACUGAAACGAGGUUUUACAAUAGACGAAAUAAUGUUUAAGGCAAAAGAUUUUCACCAAUUUCUUCUCAAAGUGAAUUUUUUUUCUUCGUCUAAUUCAGUACAAAAUAAAAAAAAAGUUGUUUCUUUCCGUCAAGUUAACUUAAAAAAAGGGAACAGAAACGUAACGUUAGUUUCAAAGUGCGAUCAAAGUUUUGUGAAAAAGUUCUUGGAGCAUUGUACAAUGUCGUCAACUUCUUCAUGCAGUGAAAUAAGCGUAGACGAUAUUCAAACCAGGAGUCAAGCAGAUUUUUCGUCUGCUUUGGAAAUAAAUUUAAAACAAGAGCGAUCUUCAAGUAUUUCACCAAUGCUAACACCACCACACACACCGAUCGAAGACAAACCAACAUUGGCUGAUAUUGCCCGUCAGCAACAAUUAUACGAAAUGGAACUGUUCCGACAACAAACAUCCCAAUACCAUAUGAUGCAAAUAAAACAUGAACACGAAAGUCAAGUACCACCAGCAGCAUUCAAUCCAUUGCACCAUCAGAUGUCCGCUUUAAAUGCACACCAUCAGCAACAACAUCGUUUGUGGUUACAAUCACAAUCGUCGCCGUUGAAUAUGCAAAGCUACACUCAACUGUAUCCGGUCAUGCCAAAUCACUCUGCCAACCCCUUGAUGGACCAAUGGAUUCGUAAGGUGGCGUUCCAUCAACAGCAGCAACAACAACAGCAAAUGGGACACCGUGCAGGUCAACGUGUGCCACAACAAGCACCCAUCCGAAUGGGUCCCGUUAAGAUGGUCGGCCCAAAUGGAAAACGACCGAAGAAACAAUUCAUUUGCCGUUUCUGUAAUCGAGUAUUCAGCAAAAGUUACAAUUUACAAAUCCACGAACGUACACACACCAAUGAACGGCCAUUCCCCUGUGAUUUGUGCGGCAAAGCCUUCAGACGACAAGACCAUUUACGUGAUCACAAAUACAUUCACUCAAAGGACAAGCCAUUCAAAUGCAAGGAAUGCGGCAAAGGUUUCUGUCAAUCGCGAACGCUGGCCGUUCAUCGUGCAACACACUCCGAAGACAAUGGCAUCAAAUGUCCAGUUUGUCAGCAAACAUUCACACAACGGUCAGCGCUGAAAACACACAUGCAACGUCAUACACACGCCGACACAGAAGCCGCACUUAAAUCAAUGCCAAACACAAAAUCACUACGGCCAACAGCCGAUCCGGCGCUUGAUUUAACGCAGAAACUCAUCACCGAUACACCAUCAACCAGCAAUCUAAAACCAAAAAGAGGAUUCACAAUAGACGAAAUAAUGCAACGUUAACCUUUGUAUUACUAUUGUUUCAAAGCAAAAAAACACAAACCGAUAACCAAAGCUGGUAAACAUUCUGAAGACUGAUACAAAUUUAUUUUGAAUUAAAUUACACAAACAGCAAACAAUAUCUAUUAUUUGUUAUGAUAAUUUUUUAGUUUCUUCGUAUUCGCUAUGUCGUAUUAAGUAUUGUAAAUAAAUGAAAAUGAAGAAGAAAAUUAAAAGAAUAAAUAAAUUUAAAAUUUUAGUAUGUUUAAGAGAAAACGAGAUCUAUUAUAAAUAAAUAAAAAUGUAUAAAUCUAUAUUAGUAAAUUAGUUUCAAAGUUCUCCAAUUGUCCCGACGUAUUUCAUUGU